AUGGCCGGGGCCCCCGCCGCCCGUUGGCCUCGACCGCACUUCAGCACGCCCCGAUCUCCACUGCCGCAGCUGGUCGCCAGCCAGGCCGUGCAGAGCUGGUCGCCCAGCUGCAAGGAGGGGGGGGGGGGGGGUGCCACCGCGUCCGCCAGGAGCUGCGCGCACAUGGAAGGCGCGGCCGUGAGCCUGCGCGCCUGCCUCCUGGACGGCCUGGCCGUUGUUGCGACGCGCUACGCGAGGCUCCGGCGCCCGCCACUUCCGCGCUCGGCGCACGUGCCUGGCCGGCGGCGCCGCGGGCGGCGAGGCUGCCACCAAGCAUCCGGCCGCCCAAGCCCCGCGGGGCCCGCCCGGCGACGCGGCCUGGGGCCUGCGCCCGUCGCCCCGGGGCGCCCCCACGCGGGGAAGUCAGAGAGCUCGGGGACCUGGGCGUGUCUGAGGGCCCGGGAGGGAGCGCGGGGGUGCGGCGUGCAGGACGGCGCUGUGGCCCGAGACUGGCCGCGCCGCCCUGCGGAGACCCAGCCGGGUGGGGGCACAGCUGCGGGGCGGACACCCCAUCUCUGCCCCUGGGGCCUCCCCUACGCGGCCGAGCGACGCGCUGGCCCGGAGUCCAGAGGUCGGAGCGGGAAGGGCCGCCGGGCCUGCAGGCGGCGCCGGGACCGACCUCGCGGCAGCCCGGGGCGCGGGCCUGUACAGUGGGAAGCGGGCCUGAACGGUGGGGCGCGGGCGUGUACAUCCGGCACGGGGCGCGGGCCUGUACAGUGGGACGCAGGCCUGUACGGCGGGGCGUGGGCCUUUACAUCCGGGCACGGGGCGCGGGCCUGUACAGUGGGAAGCAGGCCUGAACGGUGGGGCGCGGGCGUGUACAUCCGGGCGCGGGCCUUUACAUCCGGGCACGGGGCGCAGGCCUGUACAUCCGGGCUCGGGCCUUUACAUCCGGGCACGGGGCGCAGGCCUGUACAUCCGGGCGCGGGCCUGUACAGUGGGGCGCGGCCGGGGGUCCGCCCGCCCGGUCCAGAGCGGACUGGGGACUGGGCCCCACUCCCGCUCCCCCGCGGCCUGGCCUCGGCCCCACGCGGCGCCCACACAGCAGGCGCCCGGGAGCGCCAGGGCGAGAGGGCUAGGGUUGGCUUUCACAGGGCGGCCCAGGGCUCACUGGAAAGAAGGCGAUCCUCCGACGUCGUGGCUUAUGCAGAGCUCAUGCGGAGGACUUGGGCCGAAAGAGCUGAGGCACCAAGGGACAGUGAGGCUGUUUCUUCCCCAGAGCUGAGGCACCGAGGGACAGUGAGGCCUGCCCGGCUUCAGUCUCGAGGCACCAAGAACCCACGAAGCCUUCCUGCUUUCAGAUCUCAGUCCCUGAGGUUGCCAAAGCUAGGUACAGAGUUGGAGGAGAAGAAACUGCCCGAUGGAACACCUGGAGCGGAGGAUGGCUAUGAAGGGAAAAAGUCUACUUGUUGUGUGAGCCACUCCUGCCACAAGGAAUCUGAGCCGGAGUCUGCAGGAGCUUUGUCACUGAACCCACACUGCAGUCCCUUGGCGACAGACGCACGCUGGUCUGCUGAGAGCGGCACCGGGGCUGGAGCUCCCAGAGGGACAGGACUAUCCGUGCUCUGUCCACUUAGCUUUGGAUACCUCCCGCCUUUGGCUGUCGGAUUGGAGGAAAUUGUCUUUGACAAUGUAUUGGAGGAAAUUGUCUUUGGCUUUGAACCUUGGAUAAUUGUGGUCAACCUGGCCAUGCCUUUUUCUGUUUUCUACCGAAUGCAUGCAGCUGCCUCCCUCUUUGAGGUCUAUUGUAAGAUAUAAUCUGGGUCCACAAGAGACUGAGGAAUGAGCAAACGAGAGAGUCCACUGGAGCCACCUGGGAAAGGCGAGGCCACCUGGGCAAAUACUGCUUUACAAAUAUGAGAAGGGCCACCCUUUGUCUGCAAAGACUGUGUUUCCUGUGGCUGGAGUUGCCCAUCACCCUUGACAAAUGUAAACAGGUUAGAUCAGAGUCCAGGAGGUGAGAGCUGCCCUUGGUUGGCUCAUUCUAAUCAAACCCAAAUUACUUUAUCAUGUUUUAAAUGAGCCACUCUGUUUUAGGAGAAUGUGAUUCUAGGUUUGUAAAAAGAUUUAUCCAGUUUGUUUUGCAUAAAAAUCAUUUUCUGUUUAUGAUGUAUUGUGUGACUCCAUACAUUUCCCUGACCAUCUGCAUAGUAAUCACUCUUAAAUUUUACCCUUCUCAGAGCUGAUGAAGGUCGGUAUAGUCACAGCUAGCUUAUGUUAUAGUUUCUGAUAGCCUUAACUUCUGAACAAAGUUACUUUACUCAUAUGGAUGGAAAUUUAUAUAUAGAUCAAUAUGAAGACAUUUCUAAGCUGAAAUUUUGACUUGUUUUUAUUUGUAAUCAUUUUGAAGUAUUUUUAAAAACAAAUUUUAUUGUUC
This is a messenger RNA of Microcebus murinus (gray mouse lemur), 2416 nucleotides long. Lineage: Eukaryota; Metazoa; Chordata; Mammalia; Primates; Cheirogaleidae. The record is from RefSeq and is a predicted model, not a curated record.